AUGGGGCCAAGCGGCGCACGAACGGGGAUUCCUUUCCCCGGCGCCAGCAGCGCCACCAGCUCAAGUGCCUCCGCACGCGCGGCGUCCAUACCGCGCUCGGUCGCCGAUACGAUCUCCGAGUCAGGCGAGCCGCCAGAGCAUCGUGACAUGGAUAUUGACGCUGAAUCAACCGCCUCGUCCUCACCAAGGCGGACAAAUCAGAGCGCAGUCGAACCCUCCACCAGCCUGCCGAGCAUCAAGAACUUGUUUGGUCUCGAGCGAAAGGAGCCAUUGGCGGCAGUACGACGUGCAGAUGCUCUCUCCGAUGACGGCCAUUCGUCCAUAGGUACUGCUACACCCGGUUCGCCUGCCGUAGCAAACGCAUCAGCCCCUUCCCGGUCGAUGGAGCACCGUGGUCAUCGCAGUCACGCUAGCACCAGCAGCUUCUCAGAAUUCCAAUCUGGCCUUUCUCAGAGUUCCAGCUCGUCGUCCCUUGGGCCCAUGCGCACUCGUCACUCUUCGAAUGCAUCGGGCUCCUACGGUCGAGGUGGACCCCUGGUACCCAGCACGCCGCCUCGCCAUACCGGUUCCUCGUCCCAUCCAUUCAGCCCGGAAGAGGGAAGUGCGAGACGGCGGGUCGAUUCGCGUUCUCGUCAGGCGCAGGCCCUCAAAGGGCUCAUCCUUUCCCCUCCAUCGCGAAGGUUGCCGCUGGACGGUGACGGUCCUUUCUCCGACGUGCAUUCGGGCUCGCAACGACGCGGAGGUCAUCGUCCUGCCUCUUCUUCCUCCGGCUCGCUUUCGACGCUUUUUUCGCACAUCUCGACCGGCUCCGAUCCUGCGCCCAUGCUACCACCAGGGUACCCACCUUCCUUGCACACCUCCGAAGAGGGUGUGACGCACGAGGGGUGGGGCACUGCCAGCGCCCAUUCCAGCAGUACGAGCCCACGUACCAGCUGGCACAGUCGCUCCUCAACGAUCGAGUCUGGCGAAGCAGCUUACAAGAUGAUGGGUGGUGAGCGCAACCCGGCUGCGCUUUUACCACCCUUCCGCGAAUCGCACUAUCCGCCCGGCGAGCCUUCUCGUCCCUCACCGGAACAGCACUUCUCCAGCCUGUCGCGUCACAGAUCGUUGCGCACUCCAGGCUCUUCUGCAAAUUUGCCUGGGUCCGCCAAUCGACCUCGUGCGAGGACCAUGACACAUACGGACCGUCCUAUCGCACCCUUGCCAAAUUCAGAUGACCCUGCGAGAAAGCAAAGGCUGGAAGCCGCAUCAGAGCUUCUGCGCAUGGGGCAGCAGGGCGGCGACGAAGCACAAGCGAUGGGCCCGGGCGGUCGCAUGUAUUCGCACAAACACAGCAUGUCGAUGCAGGAACGCGCCCCUCUUCCCGCCGAACUCUACGAAAAUGCCAGCACGGUGCGAACGCAUCGACCCAAAUCGCAUUCCAUGUCUGGCCAAGAACCUUUCGAUCCGAACAUGCUACCGCACCACGGCCCGCCGGGUAUGUCCGCGUCGGGGCCGGGUGCGCCUCCGUUCGAUCGAGGAGGACCACCGCCACCACCGGGAGGCGGUCCCGCUAUGUUCGAUUCCUUCCAUCCAAGACGUGGUCGGGGCGCUGGCGAUGAAGCGAUGCGACCUGGUGGCGCCGGCUGGGUGUUCCCGCGCCGUCCCAUGCCCACCGAUUCGGCCGAAGCGCAGCGCAACGCAUUCCAGGCGCAGAUGAUGCGAGGUCAAGGUCUCCCCAGCGUGCCAGAUGGGAUCAUUUCUGCUCAACACGGAGGUGCUUUUGGCGGCGUCCGCGCAGCCCCCAGCACAACAGGCACCAUCGCCUCGGGUCAGGCCAAGUACGAAUGUGCAUGGUGCGGCAAGCGCUUCUCGCGGCCUUCCAGUCUCAAGAUUCAUCACCACUCGCACACGGGAGAGAAGCCUUUCGUCUGCAACGAGCCGGGCUGCGGUCGAUCCUUUAGCGUUCAGUCGAACCUGAGACGCCAUCAGAAGUGUCACGUUCCCGGCGGUGAUCCGUCCGAGAUGGGUUCGCCGACUCGUCAGCAGCAAGGACACGUCUCAAGUCGCAGUGACGAUGGCUAUUGGGCGAGGGGACCGCCUCCUCCUGCAGCCUCAUCGGGAGCGCGAAUGAGUCCGAUGGCCGGCGGUAGCGGUGGAUGGCACCCAGGCCACCCCGGACAGCCAGGUCAUCCUGGGUACGCUCACGGGCCCGCUUCCGGACCCACGCAUGGACCCGUGCCAGGCUACGCUAUGGGACACGUUCCGCCACCUGGACCCAUGCAUCCGCAGAUGCAAAUGCAGAUGCAGAUGCACGGCAAGGACCACCCGCCGCUCUCGCGUUCUGCGUACGAGCCAGGUUCGCGAAGUAUGAACACCUGGACCGAAAUGCGUCGAGGCGAGAUGCCGCCUCCUGGCUACCGAGACUACGAGCGUGGACCUCCUCCGUCCGAUACUUAUGGCAUGUCGAGUUCGCCGCGUCGGUUCGGGCAGAUGCGCGAACGUCGUUUGUCGGAAUCGUCGUCCGUCGAGGAAGAAGAGGAAGACGAGCUGCUGGACGAAGAGGAAGCACUCGCGCGUCCAAGCGGGGAGUCGAAUCGAGGUCGAGCGUACCCGCAAAGCGCUCAGGCUGACCCGGUGACAAAGACGUCUGCGUCCGGCGGAGGAGCCGGAGAUUCGAGCGAGGAUGAGGCGGACAGGACGGUGACCAUGAAGAGCGGGCCCAGGCCGAGAAGCACGACCGAUGCAAGCACUACCUCGAGCCUGCGGGCCGGCGUCAACUCGCUCUUGAACCCAGAGGAUAGGAAGACGGAUGCUCGCAUCAAGGAUGAAGCCUGA
Molecule: messenger RNA, 2817 nt
Organism: Kalmanozyma brasiliensis GHG001
Lineage: Eukaryota; Fungi; Basidiomycota; Ustilaginomycetes; Ustilaginales
Product: Zinc finger, C2H2
Exons: 1
Coding region: 1-2817 (938 amino acids)
Biological process (GO): regulation of transcription by RNA polymerase II
Cellular component (GO): nucleus
Molecular function (GO): RNA polymerase II cis-regulatory region sequence-specific DNA binding; DNA-binding transcription activator activity, RNA polymerase II-specific
Source: RefSeq, a predicted model, not a curated record